GUAACACUUAAGAUGUUUAAGUCAUACGUGUGCGCUCGAAAAUAAUAAUACAUUACUGACUAAUAAACAAACAAUGUACUGGUAGACACUAUUAGUUUUUGACAGUGUUUAAAUUUUAUAUAACAAUGGAAACAAUUAUCCUACUUUUCGUUUUCAUAAUACCAUCAAAUUCAGUUUUGGUUAACUGGACACAGACUAGUUGGGACAGUGCCGACAAGUUUUGUUCCGAUAUCGGCAGGCAUUUGUACACCAUACAAAAUCUGGAUGAUUUGAAUAGUGUUACUCUGAAAAUAAAUAUAUCUGGUGAUGCAACCUUUUGGAUUGGAGGAAAAGAAAGAAGAAAAUACUUUUUAUGGAAUAAUGAUAAGAAAAAACUGGUAGAUGAACCGAUAGGAUGCUUCCAAUCUGAGUUAAAGAAUUCGCAAAGAUUUCUAGAAAACCAACCAACACUUUGCAUUAGUUUUUGUAAGCACCAUCUACAAAGUGCUUUCGCCGGAUUAUCAGGAAAGAAGUGCCUUUGUUAUCAUAAUCUUCAUUAUGUUAAGCAAGAUGUGGACAUAAAAUGCAACUUUUCAUGUCCUGGAGACACGAAUUAUCAAUGCGGAGGACCAAACAUGACAACAGUAUACAGAACAGAAGAUAGUAUAAAAUGGAAGAUGUAUGAGCCACAUACCGCCAGUGAAAGAGAAGACUGUGUUUCGGUAACUCAAGAUAACGAAAAACAACUUUUAUGGCACCAAGAUCGAUGCAGAUUUGAACACAAAUACAUAUGCAGAAUAUUUGAUAAAACCAUAUGUAAAUUCCGAGACAGCCUGACAUUGCCAUGCUACUACAUGUCUCCAGAACAAACAACAUGGUUUGAAGCAGUAAGGAAGUGUACAGGUAUGGGCGGUCAUUUAGCUGGGAAAGAUUUAAUUCGUGAAGAUAAUGUGACCUUAAGUGGGUCUUCAUUUUGGACUUCCUUGACCAGGAUACGACAAAAAUGGAUUGAUGGGAAGAGAGUAAAUGAUGUGUUACCAAGGCAUGAAGAAAGUGAUCCAAGAAGAACGGGAUGUUUAUCUCUUGAACAUAGACAUGAUGAAUGGUCCAUUCGUGCCAAACCAUGUGGGGAAGAUCAUCCGUUUCUAUGUAGUUCAGCUGUACAUUCACCGCAGGAUAUUGUUUCCUUAACUCAUGAAAAAGUAAUGCAGCAAAUAUUUGAUUUUGAUUUAUUUAUCGGGAUUGUUGCAUCGAUUAUUGGAGUCUGUGUUGUAGUCACUACUUUGUGUUGCUGUAAAUACAUUCGGAGAUCUAAAAGGCAAGUACAACCCGUCGAACCAGAGCAUUUCUAUUUUAUACUAGAAAAGGAAAGUGUGUAUAAUACCAUUAGCUUGAAUACAUGCGCACAGGGAAAUUUGACAACGAACAAGAACGAUAACUACUAUGACUGUCUGGCUUUUAAGGGAUCAGUGCAGCAUUCUGAACGAGAAAAGUUUGUUUCCGGAAUGUCCGACAUUGACUAUCAGGUAUAUAGUAGGACUUCUGACAUCACCACUGAUUAUGACGUACUACAGUUCGGUCCAUUGACAAGAACCAGAUGUCUGUCAGGUGACAAUUACUUCACAGUACCUUUAAAGUGUGAUACACAACACAACUAUCAAGAAACCAAUAAUGAUAAUAAGUAAUAUUCGUUAUUUAAAACUAAAUGCAUUAUUAGUAGUAACUUCGUUGGUUGUAACUCUAAAUUAAUAAAUUAUUCAUUAUUUAUA
This is a messenger RNA of Mytilus trossulus (common blue mussel), 1748 nucleotides long. RefSeq lists its product as uncharacterized. The record is from RefSeq and is a predicted model, not a curated record. The transcript is spliced from 10 exons. Gene Ontology annotation, biological process: biological process involved in interspecies interaction between organisms. Lineage: Eukaryota; Metazoa; Mollusca; Bivalvia; Mytilida; Mytilidae. Gene Ontology annotation, cellular component: external side of plasma membrane. Gene Ontology annotation, molecular function: carbohydrate binding. The coding region runs from base 126 to 1664 and encodes 512 amino acids.